Kalmanozyma brasiliensis GHG001 is the source of this 1167-nucleotide messenger RNA. RefSeq lists its product as uncharacterized. The record is from RefSeq and is a predicted model, not a curated record. The transcript has a single exon. Bases 1 to 1167 code for a protein of 388 amino acids. NCBI's taxonomy places the organism in Eukaryota, Fungi, Basidiomycota, Ustilaginomycetes, Ustilaginales.
AUGUCCCCCUCCUCGCAGAAGCAGCAGCAGCAGCAGCAGCAGCAGCAGCAGCAGCCGACCGACUCGGCCGACGAGAUCAUCCCGAUCGACCUCGUUGUCCCCGCCAACUCCUCCCCCGCUCCCCCUCCUCCUCCUCCGACGCCCGUUGCGCCCAGUCGCAACUCGAUCCCGAUCUACGCCGCCCUGCGUAGCCUCCCCUCGCAGUCGGCCAUCAGUCACGCUCUCGCCUGCGCGCGCUUCUACAAGCUGCGCUGCAACCUCAAGCUCAAGCUCUCCGGUCGCGCCAACGCGUCCGACGACACGGUCGACAUGUGGGCGUCGUGCGACUCGCUCCUUGCCCUGCUCGAGGGUCUUCCGGGUACUCGGCCGCAGUGGUGGGUCUACUCGAGCGACACGCUCGAGAGUCUGUGGCCUUGGUUGCCCGAAUCGGAGGUGGGCGAUGCAGUCGACGAGCCGACGCGUCUGCGUCGCAUUCGGCAGUUCUUGGCGCGUCUGUUGCUUGCGUUGUUGCGCUUCCGCCUGCUCAGACGCCGCCAGGUGGCGCCUGUGGAGCCCGAAUCGUCGCACAUCUCGUUUGACGAGAUCUUUGCCACUGCUGCUCGUCGGAUCGCCGAUGAAGCUGCGGCGGUUGCUGCUGCUGAGCAGUCGACUGUGCGGGCUGACACGCCUCGUCCAUCGAUGGCUUUGCCCCGACCGAAUUUCGAGACCGAGCAGACUCGUGCCGAAGAGAUGUUGCGACGCGAGUCUCGGGCGUACCACAAUCGUCCUGCUCCCGCUGGUCCUCCCGACUUUCGCCGUUUUGAGGCUCGGCCUGCCGACUGCCCCUGUGGGAGUGUCUGCGUGUGCUACCGAACCCCGGAUGGGCCUCUCGAGCCGAUGAUCGUCGAUCGCAGGCGUCGCGUGACGCAUCUCAACCUGCCCGUCCGUUUUGCAACGGGCGAUGUUCACAACGCACGCCCCACCGUCCGACGCAACCUCAAUCGCCUCGACGAGCACAUUGCAGUGCCCCAGGCCGAACUCGACAACUCGCGCCGCGGAUUCGAGUGCAUGCAGGGAUUCUACAUCCCCGAUACGCACUCCGAUGACGAGGACGACGGUAAGGCCGAAGACGAGUGGCUCGAGGUGAUGCGUGGUGACAAACGCCGCAAGGGCAAGCGUCGCGCUUAG